Messenger RNA from Gasterosteus aculeatus aculeatus (three-spined stickleback), 7917 nucleotides. RefSeq names its product polymerase (DNA directed) nu (gene poln). Gene Ontology annotation, molecular function: DNA-directed DNA polymerase activity; DNA binding. Gene Ontology annotation, biological process: double-strand break repair; DNA-templated DNA replication. Lineage: Eukaryota; Metazoa; Chordata; Actinopteri; Perciformes; Gasterosteidae. The record is from RefSeq and is a predicted model, not a curated record.
GUGUGUGUGUCGCAACUUGACUGAUCAUCACAUCGCCUACUGAACGACGUGUACCGAUGUGCGCGCGCUCCGCCUCUGACGUUUGGCGCGAGCAGACUGCUGUCUCGCACCGGGCGCAAACACAGAACGGGCUUCCUGAGUGUAACCGAGUCACGUAUCCUCAGGUAGUGAGACAGAGAGCAGCCUGUCCUUCAGGGGACAGAUGGAGCAGUCCAGCAGCAGGUUGUACUCUGGUCCUCUGUCCCAGGCGGCCCAGAAGGUCCUGGCUGUUCUCCGGGCCCAGAGUCUACAUGCAGCCAGACGCAACCGCCACCACGCCCACCAUCACAGGCAAACAGUGCAGGGCAGUAAUGGCCGCCAGAUGGAGCCCUGGUCUCAGAGCAGCAGGAGCAUGAGUCAGGAGGAGAGAGACACAGAACGACCCUCUUGGUCCAGUCUCCAGGCGUCCUCCUUUCCCACCUCUCACCGUGACGCCUCCAGCCAGCAGCAGGGAUCUCAGUGUUAUCAGCACACGCAGACACCCGGCCGCCCCGCGUCAUCCCAGGACGCCUCCCGUUUGUCCCCCUGCUGGGAAUCCUCGCUCCAGAGGCAGACGUUGCAUAGGGGCUCACAGAUUCAAUCCCACAAAAAGCGCUCCGAACCCCCUGCCUGCCUGUCAAGCCAGGCUCCGUCAUUCACUCAGCACGAAGAGGUGACACCAUCUUUGUCCUGUAGAAAUGCACGGACCUCCUCGCCUCUCCAAAUAAAACCGAGAGUUUAUGAGCGUCAAGUUGCACCGUGGAGAAACUCAACUGAGGAAAUCAGGCUGCCUUUCCUCUACAAUCCUCCAGACGAAGAGGAUCCUGAUGAGGUUUUGUUCCCCACAACAGUGCACCCUAAUGCCUAUGAAGAGGGGCGUGCAUUGGAUUGUUCCGGAGUUUCUUACUUCGAAGCAAGUGGAGUGACCUAUGGUGACACGUCACAUGCACAGAAUGAAAACAUUCAUUCGGAUAGCUGGAAUGUUCCCAGAAAGAAGCUAGCCACCACUGUAGCUGUGGACAGCCUCGCAAAGUGGAACCUACCACUAUGCAACCGUACUGAAGAGGCCAUUAGCGGAGGAGAAGAUGGAGGCAUAUUUUAUCAACAGGCAGAGGAGCAGAUGGUGGAUUCGGAAAAUGUGUCCGGCACAGAGCAUCAAAUGCAGGAUGGAGUAAUGUGUGAAGAGACGAGAUACCUGGCGGCACCAGUGCCCUUUGAGAAAGGAUCAGCUGAUGAAAUGGAGCGACUUCUUCUUUCGGGCACCAAUGAGAACACUAGUUUAGAGACGAGUUUGAAUUUAAUCUGGACCAAAAGCUUCUGCUCUGAGGUUGCAAUGUCUGGACAGAAGGAAGAUGUUGACUUUGAGAACAGAAUUAAUACAUGUGAACCUCUACCUUGCAUCGAGGAUAAAGAGAUGUACUGUACUGGCAGCCCCAAACAGAUCUUAGUACCUUUAGAAAGGAGAGAACACAAGGUGAGCCACUGCCGAGCUCGUUACCCUCAGGACGUGAGUCCGUCUGUAACUGAAAGAGCAGAGGAGCUCCUCACAGAAAACCCACUGAUGUGCAGCGACCCCACCAAAGUAGUCCCGGGUGACACCACUGCUGACGACCUGCAGAGAACCGCAGAGGAAAGAAUAGAUGUGAGCGAGGUCAAUCUGGAAGGGCAGAGGGAGGGCAGGGCAGGCAGCGACGCAAGCACAGGAGAUAAGGUGGAGACAGACAAGCCACAUUGUUGUGAUGUCCAAACAAGAGAAAGCUCGAGUAAAAGAGUUUAUAGAGAGCUCACUGAGUCAGCUGGAGGAGACAUCGAGCCAGAAGGGAGAGGGGCACACCGAAAUGAGUCCGGGAUGUUCCCUGUGGACGGCGAAAACGGGCGCACAGCUACAGAGGACUCAGGCAAAGAAAGUUGUUCCACGCCAACGUUGUCCCAGGAGCGAAGGCCAAAUAGGUCAGGGUUCAGAGCUCCAUGUCUCCCUGGGAACCACCGGCACCAUGACAACGAACUAGCGGCUAAUGGAAAGGUCAGAGGAAGAAGCUUCAGCAGUGUACUGGCCAGCACUUCUGCUGCCGAACAAAACUCCUCCUCAGGACGGGACGCUGCGUUGACCACUGCAAAACCGGGCAAAAGAAUUGAAAACAGCAGAACUCAUUCCUGCCAUCCUCCCCUGAUCCCGUCCUUCACCUUGAAGAGGAAACAUGAAGAACUUCAGCGGCAAUAUGCGGAACCCACUCCGAAAAUCUGCCUCACUAGGCGUCAUCCAAAAUGGGAAGCACCUCAUCCUUCUCAAGAAAAGGAGCAAGGAGUCAGCGAGCUGAAGAGAGCCGGGUCCACGACCUGUAACCCUGAACACUCAGCAGAACCGCCGCAGACUGAAGCCGGUCUUUCACAUAAAACAGGUAUAAUAUCAGGGACUCAUGAAGACUCGCAUGGCCCAAAGCAAACCCCACAAAUUCGGCAGAGAAAGACAAAAGAAAGGUGCAAACCCCUUAAACACAAGGGGGGUAAACAUGGGUCCGACCAGGAAAUAGACGAGCCAAAGAUAACUCAUGCGGAGGCCGGCGGUCCUGAGCCCUCGAACCAAUCCAAAGCCGGCUCUCUGACUGCAACCCUGACAUCCGACCCCAGGGUGAAGGAUUCUGGGAAGAUGAACCUGGACGAGAAAACGCAAACGCUUGAGAGGGCAAAGAAGGCCGAGGCGCUGGUGCUCACCUUGGUCUACCGAGAUGGAACCACUCAGUUUGACCCGGAGCAGAAGCUCACCCCAGAAGUUUGCGGCCUCCUUGUACUGUUGAAGAACAAUCCUGACGGCACACCGGAGGACCCGCUCGGGCCCAACGACAGGCUGGUCUAUUUAAAACUAGAGCACACACCUGCAUGGGCCCAGCAACACCCUCAGCAGAGCAAGGAGCUCUUUACUAGAGAUAUACUGCUACAAGUGCUAUCAAGAUCUCAACUGGUGGUGUGCUAUAAAGCCAAGGACCUGCUUCGUACAGCUUUGCAGUUUUACGGACCCGAGCUGGGCUUGAAACAAGUGGCGGGGUGUCACAUUCAGGACCCGCAGGUGUCAGGGUGGCUACUGGAUCCAACAAAUCCCUCCUCCUGCUACAGAGACCUUCUCAACAAACACAGCAGAAGACCCCAUACAACAUCCUUAGGAACCAGACAGGUUUCUCAGGUCAUCUCAGGUCUCUAUUCGCUCUACUGGCUUAACACGGAGCUGUGCUUUAAACUACAGAGCCGAGGGCUGUGGGAGCUGUACUCAGACAUGGAGCUGAGCAUGAUUGCCGUUCUGGCAGCCAUGGAGAGCCAUCGCAUCCAUGUGGACAAAGAAGCUCUCAAGAGAACGUCCGACCUGCUGGGGACCAAGAUGAAGCAGUUGGAGCACGAGGCCCACCGAGCAGCAGGGCAACUUUUCCUGGUCACCAGCAACACUCAACUACGUACAGUCCUGUUUGAAAAGCUGUGCCUCCACGAACGCUGCGAGAACAAGAAACUUCCCAAGACCGUCAACACGCAGCAGCAGUCGACCUCAGAAGCCGCGUUGUUGCAGCUUCAGGACCUUCACCCGCUGCCAAAGAUCAUUCUGGAGUACAGACAGGUUCACAAAAUCAAGUCCACUUUUGUUGAUGGGAUCCUCUCAUGCAUGGCGAGCAAGAACUCCGUUUCCUCUACAUGGAACCAGACAAGUGCUGUGACGGGGAGAAUCUCAGCCAAGCACCCAAACUUCCAGGCCCUGCCGAGGCAAGCGCUUCAAAUCGCCCAGAAGCAGCACGUCCAAGGAAAGGAGCAGGAGGUGGUGACUGUUCAUCCUCGAGCAAUGUUCGUCCCUCAGGACGGAUGGACGUUUCUCUCUGCGGACUUUUGCCAGGUGGAGCUUCGUCUGCUUGCUCACCUCUCCUCUGACCCAGAGCUGCUCCGCAUUUUUAUCAACCCACAGGCGGACGUCUUUACCAUGUUGGCCUCUCAGUGGAAGGGGGUGAGUGAGGGUGAGGUGACUUCUGAGGAUCGGGAACACGCCAAGCGCAUCGUUUACUCUGUUGUGUACGGGGCAGGUCGUGCGCGUCUGUCCGGGAUCCUCGGGGUGAGCGCUGAGCAGGCCAGCCGGUUCCAGGACAGCUUCCUGCAGACCUACAGAGACGUCCAGGCUUUCAUCCAGAGGACCAUCCAGCAGUGCCACAAGCAAGGCUACGUGCUGUCCAUCAUGGGUCGUCGCCGGACCCUUCCCAACAUCAACUCCCCCGAUUGGGCCGUACGCAUGCAGGCUGAGAGGCAGGCCGUGAACUUUGUGGUCCAAGGGUCUGCUGCUGAUCUCUGUAAGAUGGCCAUGAUCCGAAUCUUCAACCUGGUCUCCUCCUCCAGCUCGCUCUCUGCCAGGCUGGUGGCUCAGCUCCACGACGAGCUCCUGUACGAGGUGGAGGACUCCCAGCUGGAGCAGUUUGCAGGUCUGGUGAAGAGCACCAUGGAGUCCCUCCAGCACAUCGACCAUCUAGGAGUGCACCUUAAGGUCUCCCUGAAGGUGGCGGUCUCCAGUGGCAAGUCUUGGGGAUCCAUGUCUGAGCUUAAUGUCCCUACAAUGUCCCCGCCCCAUUAAGUGCUUCCACGCUCCUCCCUUCUCUUAUCUCCCCCAUUAUCAUCUCCUGCCUUUAUCCUUCUUUCUCUUGGUAUGUCUUCAUGUUUCUGCCUUUUGGGACUUCUCCCCUCUCAUAUUCCCUUUUCUCCACUCAGUCCAUCCCUCCCGUUCUCUUCGCUUGUCCUGCAUCCACAUUGCCGUGGAAACCAGGGCAGCUCCUUCCAGCUUCUUGCUUUUACUCCAUCUGUAUCCGGGGGCAACGGCAGGAGCCGCAGACUAGAUCGCUUUACUCCCCCCUGCGUGCAGGGAAAAAAGAACGAAAGAUCCCGUGUCCUUUCCGCACUCUUGUUGACCCACGCUGUUUUCUUGGCGUUGUUGCCGAAGUGAAUCCCCACAUUUAACUGCAUGAUAUUUAUUGGUUCAUAAAAUGUGUUGUUGGAAUGAUUUCCCAGCUAAUGUAAACCUGCAUUAUGCUGUACAAUGGACCAUAGAAACCAUCCUUGUAUUUUUUUUUGUCUUUGUGCUUUGUUCAUGUUGUGGUAGCUUCCCUCUGGAUAAUAAACCCAGUGACCUUUCUCACCCAGCUUCAUUUCCUACCAAUUAAUUCCCCAAGCUAAGCUGCACGUUACAUUUUUAGAGCUGCGUCCAAUACGUUAAACUGUGAAAUCAGCUGGUAUUUCGACAGACAUUCCAAAUGAGUUUAGUCAUAGUCCUUUUAAAAUGAUUUUUAUUUAACAAAUAUUCUCAUAUACAUUUAUGCCACAGAGCCGAGCUAUUUAAGGUUGGUUGCAUUAAGCUGAUUCAAAGCAGACAAUCUACGUCCGCUGUGUGCGUCCGGCGCUCAUCUUUCAUCCUCUCCCCUUUGUCUUGUUCCAGCCUCGCUCUCUCUCUCUCACACACACACACACACACACACACACACACACACACUCAUGCAUUGAACAAUUGUUUGUACACAAGCAUACGUGCAUCGAAGGAACGCACCGCACCACCGCACCACCGCACCACUUUCAUUCUGGAAAAUGGGUCCAGGUGGAACUGAACAUUUCCUGACAUUUUUUUUUCAUGACGUCCGCUUUGCUUCUUCUUACCCGGCCAGUGUGGGCAGUUCGGUGCCAGAGCGAAGGACAGUGUUAUGGAAAUCUGCCUCUAUUCUCUCAUUGUUCUUGGUUUAAGGGUGCAGGGCCGUCCCCCCUUAGGGGUAUGUGCAAAUCCUACAGGCCAUGCUGCUCAUUUGGAGACUGGGUGUAUGGGUAUAGGUAUGGAGCUUAAACCAAAACCCAAAAAGCACUUUUGGUUGCUUUUCAACAGCAGUUAGCUUUAGUGCUAUAUUCGGGAUACUCUGUUUUUUAUUUAUUGUAGCCGUUAAAAUGGUCCGUCAGCUAUUCAGGACACAGCUUACUGAUUUAGCGCAUGAUGGCUGCUAUCUUCUAGUUUACUAAAUAUAAAGACAAACUUAUGAUGGAGGUCGUUGUCUGUUUGCCGCCAUUGUGUCUCUUGAAGGUUGGUAUUGUUUUAGAUUAUUAAGUUAAUUUAUGAUUGAGUUCAGUUGACUGAGUGAUGCUUUCACUGUAAUGCCCUGUGCCAUUAACAGGAGCCACGGCCCAAGGGUCCCUCUGAAGACUGCAGUUGUCAAGGGCAACAGCAUGCGCUUCCACUAGCUGCCAUGGCGACCGUGACAUGUAAGUAGACUCUGUGGCACACAUCCUCAUGGCUAUAAUUGCUGACACUUAAUGUCUCAUUGAAUCUAAUAUUUAUCUCAAAGAAACUACAUGUAAUUUCCCUCUAAUCUUGGCAAAUGUGAAAAAAACAAAUCAGUUUACCAUUGCAACAUAUAAAAGCUUGAUGCAUCAUCAUUUUUAAUUGAUACAAUAUAUGUACAUCCAUGUUUCAAUCAUCGUCGUAAUGCAGGAAAUCCCAUCUUUACAUCUAUACAGUGUACCAGUGUAUUUGUCAGUAUAAAAGAAAGGGUUAAUAAUCACAAUAAUAAGAGUAAUCCUUUCGUGGCAAUACAGCAGUCUUCCAAAGGAAUGGCAGAAAGGGAACAGAAAGCUUAUAGACCCCAAUAAAAAUCAAGUUUCGACCGCUUGGACCAACGGACAUGACUCGUUCUAGGUCCCGUUUCCUUGGGAAUCACUAAAUCUGCUACGUCGACACGCCAUUCACCACUUGAUACCUGUCGUUAAAUUUGACCUUGCUUCUCCCCUCCAGCCCGAUGGGGCCCUGGCACUCUUCUCACACUGCUCUCCUUUACAUGCCCGAGGGGCCUCUUUUUUUCAAAUUCCUCACCGUAGCCAGAGCACCCUUCUCUAAACCUCAAAGCACCCCCCCACCCCCAAAUCGACCGAUCUCAUCAUCCAUCUACGUAUCCAUCAAACCCUCUCUCCGUCCUCUAUCACGGCCGUCUGGGUGACCUGCCUGCCUCCCCACAGUGUGGCUGCGAAUCGACCCCCUGCUGUGCUUUGUGUGGGCCGGUUUCCCGGCAACAGACAACAGCCAUGACAGGGCUCCAGGGCGGAGAGAGCGCCCCCCCUGCGUCAGAGCAGCUCGCUGUGGCUCGGCGCAGGUACUCGAAGCCUGAGGCGGGUGUCUGCUGCAAGCUAACGGAGCUAUUUGUGGUGACUCGAGAGUUCAAGCAGACAGGCAGGACAAGGAAGGCUGUGUCUGGACCCAUCGUCAGGGGACAGAGACACCGGGGCAAAGAUGGCGCGCGCUACGUGACCCACGAAAGCUGCAGCCAUUAGUCAGUAUGGGAUUUGUUAUGAGGCAAUACAGAUGAAAACACCUGUACCGCCGUAGAAUAUCUUUACUAGUGCUGUUAUAUCUCUAAAAUAUAUAUUUGAAAUAUGUGAAAUCCACAGUUUCUGUUACAAAAGGAGUAAAAAUGACCCCCAGAGGCUAUUUACAGUAAAAUAUACUUUACAACUUUACAGUGGCUUCCAGUCGCUGGCAGAUUCAAAGACUCUGAAUCUCACUUGUGAGAGAAGACAACAUGAUUGAGCGUUGAGGUUCUGGCAGCGGCGGCAUGUCUUUGAUUGAUUGUUUGAAGUUGUGGUGCACGUUAACCGGAAGUCUUUGUGGUGAAGCAAAACCUCAGUUAAGAGCAGAUUUCACUUUCAGAGUGUGGCGACGCCAUCUUUUUCCUGUCUGCUUGAACUGCUCAUUCUUUAGCAUCCGUUAUCCCCCUCUGGUCGUUUUCCCCCGUUUUCUACUGACAUCUGUACAAAUAUGCAAAGGUACACCUGUGUACUUCAACUUUGAGUUAAAAAAAAACAAAAACAAAAAAAACAUCAUCUUUGACACCUCUUUGUGAAGAAAAAAUACAA